This is a messenger RNA of Staurois parvus, 476 nucleotides long. The record is from the annotation of a GenBank genome assembly. NCBI's taxonomy places the organism in Eukaryota, Metazoa, Chordata, Amphibia, Anura, Ranidae.
GUGAACCCCCGGGGGUACCCGGCGCAGCAAUCGUUGGUGCGCUGUGUCACUAAGACAUAGCGGAUCACCAAUCUCAGUAAGGAGCCGAUGACACAGGCUCUAUCAUGUGAUCAGAUGUGUCCAAUCACAGCUGAUCACAUGGGACAUCUACACUGAUCAUCAGGGCACUGAUGAUCAGUGCCUUGAUGAUCAGUGUAGCCCCAUCAGUGCCACCUGUCAGUGUCCAUCAGUGCUACCUGUCAGUGCCCAUCAGAGCCACAUCAAUGCCACAUAUCAGUGUCCAUCAGAGCUGCCUUUCAGUGGCAACUAUCAGUGCCACCAGUCAGUGCCACCUAUCAGUGCCAGUCAUUGCUGCCCAUCAGUGCUGAUCAGUGCCGCCUAUCAGUGCCCAUCAGUGCUGCCUAACAGGUCCAAUCAGUGCCACCUAACAGUUCAAAUCAGUGCCGCCAAUCAGUGCCAGUCAGUGCCCAUCAGCG